Messenger RNA from Archocentrus centrarchus (flier cichlid), 2737 nucleotides. RefSeq names its product zinc finger protein 648-like. Lineage: Eukaryota; Metazoa; Chordata; Actinopteri; Cichliformes; Cichlidae. Gene Ontology annotation, molecular function: RNA polymerase II cis-regulatory region sequence-specific DNA binding; DNA-binding transcription factor activity, RNA polymerase II-specific. Bases 283 to 2010 code for a protein of 575 amino acids. The record is from RefSeq and is a predicted model, not a curated record. Gene Ontology annotation, biological process: regulation of transcription by RNA polymerase II. The transcript is spliced from 8 exons. Gene Ontology annotation, cellular component: nucleus.
AGCUGUGACGUAGGCAUUUCCUUCUUCCUGGGGCUCUUGAGUGAAAUGGCGGAUGGAUAUGUUGGGUUUUGGCUAACGAAAAAGAACCAUAAGUCGAUAACUGAAUAUCUGGGCGUCAUUAUUGGAUGCGCCUUUUAGUUUUGCUUUAGUAGAUUUCUGUGUGUAAGGCGAAGUUGGGAAAGUCAAGCAUCGAAGGCAAAACACAGGAGUUGCCCCUUUGCCGAGCCGCGUAUUUGCAGUGGAGUGAGGACCACCACAACAUCACACAAGCCACCUUUAAAGAUGUCUGACAUCUUAUCAAGAGGGUUCAGGGCCCAGCUGACCACAGCUAUGGACUCUAUCUCGAGGAGAGCCGUGUUUGAGAUAAUGAAGAUCUUUGAAAACACGUUAUAUGACAAUCAAAUGGAGCUGUUACAGAAAGGAGAAGAAGUUGCUCAACUUAAAAUAAAGUUACAGAGAGCAGAGCUAAAGCUGAAAGACCUUGAGGAAGGAACGGGAAGACAAGUAGAGACGAAUAAAGCCCAGACUAAUCCUUUGCAAACAGACCCUGAAGUUGCCGUGGAAGCUUCAGGACAAACUUCUGAGAUUCCUGAGAUUGACUUUGAAGUACCUGAUGACUGGUGUGCGCCUCUGGGCUGCGAGAUGGUGUCCAAGCCAGACGAAGGUGUGUGUCCCAGUGUACGACUGCGUCCGCUGUCCAUUCCUCUGUGGCACAUUCCAGUCCCCAAGAAUGAGGUGGUUCACCGUGACCUUGACCAGAGAAAAAAGGGUGCCAGAAGAUCUAGUAGAAUUUCAAAUUUAAACGAGGCGACAAAACCCAUAGAAGGACUCAACCAGAACCUUGGUAGACUGAAGGAGGAGGUCAAGAGUCAGGAUGGAGCUUCAGUAAAACAUGAGCGUGCUGGGUCACGGCCUGGCCUGGGGUCUGUCACAGUCCAAGUCCCAGAGGGAAGUCUUGCAGCUGGGAACCAGACGCAGAUCAAUGUCCUGUCUACUACAGAAGCCAAGACCAAAUUAUCUCACUGGGAUCAAAGCAGUCGUGGUGCAGACCACAGACCCCUUCAGGAUCAGGCCUCUACCCCAUUUCUCUCCAUCUCUCAGAGUGGACGUUGCUCCCCCAGACCUGACUCUAACCUGGCUCAAGCAGGUGAGUGGUUACCUGGCUUGGACACCACCCGAGGUGGGGUGUCCAGUCUGGAGAACCUGCAGGCAGAUAGCACCAGCUGCACUGGUGCAGCUAGCAGCAGCACUGGCACAGAUGCACCCUGCUUCCGACCUGGUUUUGGCUCAGAUGAGACCAGCAACGAAGAUGACGAUAACUCUUUUCCUUUUCUGGACCAGGAGCCUGAGAACCAGAACUCCAAUCAGAAUGCAGUGCAGGGCCAGGGCGUGGGAGAGAGGGGGGCUCGGCAGGAACAAUCCCAAGCCACCCCUGGUGAGUCACUAUGGAGACCAAGAGACGAGAGGGGUGGGAGAGCCACGAUGAAUCAUGCGCGGCGGGUCACAAAUUUUGGUAACAGAGACCCUCUCCGACCACAGUCUAAUUCACAGCUGCUCACUCUACGACACACAAACACUCUUAGCCACCCUCCAGCAACAGGUGGAGGGAACGGCCGACCUUACACCUGCCCGUACUGUACAAAGUGUUUCACGUACCCCUCCCACCAGCGCAGACACCUUUUACGCCACACAGGAGUCAGACUACAUCCCUGUCAGUUUUGUGAAAAGAGCUUCCUCACUCCCUCUGAACUCACUGUACACACUCGCACACAUACAGGGGAGAGGCCUUUUGGCUGUUCUCAGUGUGGUAAACGUUUUGCCCGCAGUGGGAACCUGAGAGCCCACCAACGGGACGUACACAUGGGGAAGAGGCCCUUUGCUUGCACCGAGUGCGGAAAAAGAUUUGCCCACAGGGGAAAUCUGAGGGUGCACAAUCACAGAGUCCACCAAGGAGAUCCCUACUACAUGGAUGAUCAGCAGGAGCCUGACAUAGGCUCGAAUCCCAUUUGAAGAGAGUUUUAGUAGAAAAACAAAAUGGAUCUGCACUUUGAAUUUCAUUUGCAAAAUAAAACCUAGAAACUUGUUUCAGGGUUGCCUGCAUUAGUGAGCACUUAAAACUGCUUAAAAUCUUACUAUGUUUUUGGUUUAUUUGUUUGUGUUUUGAGACGCGAUGCAAGGCAGCCGUUAAAUUAAUCAUCCAAAUAUUUAAACUACAUUUAUUGACCCACACAAAGUAAACGUGAGUUUCUUAAUGUUAUUUUCAGUUUUUGCCUCAUAAUUUUGGGUCACGUGAAAAGAAAGCACUUGUGUUACUGUAUUGUAAAGGAGUAGUUGUAAUUGUCCAAGAAUAAGAAUCAUUGGCUGUUGUGAAGAAUAAUUGUAAUAAUUCUCCAGGUUGACGUUCCCUAUCAGUGGAAAGUUGGCAAAUGGAUUCAAGCACCUUUUCAUUACUUAAUGUGACAAAAUGCCAAAAUAAUGUUUUUGUAAAGGCAAUAAAGAAGGUCUAGUUGGUAUUAGCUUUAGACAUGUGGCAUGCAGAGGUAGGAUAGCACGUCUGUUCCUUGAAAUUUGUGCUUCUGUACUGGCCAUCUCCUGAAACCCUUUGAAUGUGUUGUGAAAAAAAAAAAAUGAAAAUUUGUUCCUGUGACAAGUACAUACCAUACUCAUGUUGUUAAAGAACUGUUCUUUCAUUUCCAUCCUGUUUUUGCAAAGUGAAAUUAAACAGUAUAGUCACGUA